Molecule: messenger RNA, 1678 nt
Organism: Thamnophis sirtalis
Lineage: Eukaryota; Metazoa; Chordata; Lepidosauria; Squamata; Natricidae
Source: RefSeq, a predicted model, not a curated record
GCCAAGGCUGCAAGCACAACGAAAGUUUGCUCAGUCUCAGCCCAACAGUCCCAGCACAACUCCAAUAAAGAUAGUUGAGCCAUUAUUACCCCCUCCAGCAACACAGAUCUCUGACCUCUCCAAAAGGAAGCCUAAGACAGAAGAUUUCCUUACGUUUCUCUGCCUUCGAGGUUCUUCUGCCCUGCCCAGCAGCAUGGUAUACUUUGGAAGUUCUCAGGAUGAGGAGGAAGAGGAGGAAGAGGAUGAAGAAACUGAGGAUGCAAAAGUGACCACAAACAACGCUUCAUCUUCAUGCCAGUCUACUCCUAGGAAAGGGAAAACACAUAAACAAGUUCCUAAUGGACAUGUCUUCAAUGGAUCCAGCAAAUCAGUGAAAGAGAGGGAACCUGUUCAGAAACACAAAGUCAAAGACACAGUGCCAGCAAAGGAACGAAGCAGUGAACACAGGUCUGAGAGUCGAAAAGACCAGGCUGCUGCUAAUCACCAUUCUUCAACAAACAUGGGCUUUUCCACAAAAGGGCUCACUGCUAAUAACCACCACACCCUUCAUCAAUCGGCUCAGGAUUUAAGGAAACAGGUUUCAAAGGUCAAUGGUAUCACUCGAAUGUCAACUCUGAGUGCAAAUACAGCCAGUGCCAAAAAGAUGAGAGACGUCAGACCUUCACCGUCCAAAACUGUGAAGUACACUGCAACAGUGACUAAAGGAACUGUCACAUACACCAAAGCCAAGAAAGAACUGGUCAAGGAAACCAAACUAAAUCACCACAAACUCAGUACACCUGUCAACCACACAAUCUCAGGGAAAAUGGAAAGUAGCAAUGCAAAAACCCGUAAACAGGUGCUAUCCCUCGGAGCGGCCAAGCCUAACAACACAGCUAUUAACGGCGUCAAGGUCAAUGGCAAGUUGAACCAAAAGACAUGCACUAAGGAGGUAGGGAGGCAGUUGAGGGAAGGGCUGCGCAACUCAAAAAGGAGGCUGGAGGAAGCAAACCAUAUAGACAAAAUACAGUCACCUGUCAAGAAAGUGAAGGGAGCCACCAACGUGGCCGAAACCCCAAGCAAAAAAGCGCCAUCCGUGGAAAGACCUUUGCUGAAUGGCCAUGUGAAAAAGCCCGGGAGUCAGGAAGUGCCACAGAAUAGUCUGGAAAGGAAUAGGCCGAAAAGAGCUGCUGCUGCUGCUGGGAAGAACACGCCAGGGAAACAAGCACAUAGCAAAACAGAAAAUGCCUCCUGUGAACAUUAUUCUACCUCUCAAACAGAGUCCUUGCACAAGCCACAUGACUCAACAGGGAAGCACGAGAAAGGUAGCGUCAAGUCCGGGUGGGCCACGAUGGAAGAGAUUCCUAUUCUCAGGCCUUCCCCCAAGGAGUUCCAUGACCCAUUGAUAUACAUUGAGUCAGUCCGUGCUCAGGUUGAGAAGUAUGGGAUGUGCCGGGUAAUCCCUCCGCCUGACUGGAGGCCUGAGUGCAAGCUGAAUGAAGAGAUGCGGUUUGUGACCCAGAUCCAGCACAUUCACAAACUCAGCAGGCGCUGGGGGCCCAAUGUGCAGCGUCUGGCCUGUAUCAAGAAGCACCUCAAAUCUCAGGGCAUUACUAUGGAAGAGCUUCCACUCAUAGGUGAGUCUGGGCUUUUUGUUGCUCUUUGUAGCAAGCAACCAUUUUGAGCGCUGAUUUAUACU